CCCCCAUCAGAAGUAAUAGCAGAAGUGAAUAUAUUGGAUGAAAGAGGAGCGAGAAGAUUAUAGCAACCGUGAGAGGAUUUCUACUCAAAGAUUUGUAAAGUCACUUCAAUCCCCUUGAUAUCUCCCCAUUAAUCCACAGACCUGCAGAUUCAUACACUUUAUAGGUUUCUUAGCAAGGUUUUUCUUCUUAGCAGAAUAACAGGUUUUGAUUUAUCACAGUGGGGUUCAUUGACCAAUUUGCAAAGCAGAAUUUUUGAACUUUUAUACUUUAAAAUCGAAUCAUAGAAAUAUUGUAAAGAUAUGUUUCUUGCCGCGGAUUCCCAUCAAGAUUAAAGACGAAUACCGUCUCUGCACUAAUACGUCACAAUUAUACAACGUAAAAGCAUUUGGCUAAAAUCAAAUUGAUUCUAAUUUUUUCUUUUCAUAGAAAUGUUUAAAUUAUGAUUAUAAAUUAAACUAUUUAGGAGUGGCCUGAAGUCAGAACUUUUGUGUUUUGAACCUUGGGAUCAAGCAUUGAUCUCUAUCUCAUAUAGAUCUGUGGAUUAGUUGUAUUUCUCUUCAAUAUCCCGUGAUGGUCAUACCCUGCAAGGAUUGCAUAAAUUGAGGGAUCAAGCAAUGAUUCUCUAAUUUAAAAGUGCCAACAUUGGGUAUCAAGAUCAAUUGUUCAAGAUUAACGAUUAUCCGCUCAAAAGUUCCGGCCACUUGUUAAAGUAGCAAAUGAAGUCUGAAAAUGUCUUUAGUGAAGAAUCUGAAGAAGAGUGGAUUUACGAGUCUGAUAGUGUAACUAAUAUUGAGGAAGAAGAAGAAGAUGAAGCUAGACAAAAUGCGAAUAUUGAUCCGACAUCAGAAGUAACUUACAAUCCACUUCAACAAUUUGAUGAAUAUUUUAACAACGAGGCUGAAGAUGUCUUCAGUGAAGAAUCUAAAGAAGAGUGGAUGGACGAGUCUGAUAGUGUAAUUCAGAUUGAGAAAGAAGAAGAAGAUGAAGCUGAUCUUGAUCAGAUAACAGAUGAAACCUACAGUUCAGCUCAAUGUUUUGAUUAUGAAUUUAACACCAAGGCUUAUAAUCUUGAAAGUUCAAUGGAGUUUAUAGAUCAAACUGGAACGAUGAAAGUAUGUAUGCAAAUCAGAGAAAGUCAACUUCUUGAGAAAAUUUACCAGCUUACUGUUGAAAAUCACAAGUUUACUGUUGAAAAUCACAAGCUUACUGUUGAAAAUCACAAGCUUACUGUUGCAAAUCACAAGCUUACUGUUGCAAAUCACAAGCUUACUGUUGAAAAUAACAAUCUUACUGAUGCAAAUCACAAGCUUACUGUUGCAAAUCACAAGCUUACUGUUGAAAAUAACAAUCUUACUGAUGCAAAUCACAAUCUUACUAAUGCAAAUCACAAUCUUACUGAUGCAAUCAUGCAGCUUUCUGUUGAAAUCAUUUAAAAUCAUUAUGGCUAAACUGGAAGUUAGACUGGGAUAUGCAAUUUUUCCGGCAGCAAAAUUCUUUACAGACGAUCUAGUUAUUUCUAGCACGUGUAAAGACCAGCUCUCGGCUCUAAUUUCAAGUUUCUACGACGGCUUGGACAUAAAGUUUUUAGCAUCCAAAAACUUCAUGAUGACCAAUGCGCAAAUGUUAAUAGGAUGGAUUGUUGAUGACGCAACAAUCGAGGAAGUACUGGAGGCUGAGUAUCUAGGAGUUCAAAACGAGGUUGAUUGGUGCAUCCGAGUUCCGAGUGCGACGUCGCUUGUGUUUUUUUGGAUGGGCGUUGAGCUGCUUCUAGUAAGAAUCCGAAUCAUGAUAAAUCAGGCCAGCUUUAACUGUGCAGUGGUCAUGAAAUUGUGGAAUCCUAUGAUUCUUGAUGGGAUGACAUUAAAGAAGCCGCGGAAAUCUUGGGGGACUCUGAGUGAGAUCUGCACAACAACUAACUUCCAGAGAAAGAAGGAGCGUAUCCUGGCGCACUUUGUUUUCCAGUCAUUGAACAAACAACCAUGGCGUUUGUGCUGCAGCCAGAGUGGUGGGUCUCGUUCCAGGAGGAUCUCAUCAAUUCGGCGGUCAGAAGAAUACUAUGCUGCAUUCGUGGAGACAGAUUUAAAAUCAGAUAACAUAACAUAACAUAACAAUGCUUCGUCUUUCUGCAAAUUAGCGUGCUACCGGAAGCUUCAGAAAGUCUCGUCUUCUGUUUAGCUGUUUAGCUGUGGCCGUAUAAGGCUUCCAAAACUUUAGACUGUUCAGCUGUUCAGCUGUGGCCGUAUAAGGUUUCCAAAACUAAAGAUCUGAUCAGACCAAAGCACACAAGUUUUUGAAACAGACACCCCAAACUGUCAUUUAAAGAGGGUAAGCCUAUACCCCCUUUUCAUUUUUCGCGAACACUCCCUUUAAGCCUUGCUGUGAAGUGUAAGUCUGCUACCAGUAUAAUGUAGGUUUAUCCAUGGCAACCUUUUACGUAGAGAAGCGCAAUGCGCAGACUUCAAGGAUUAGUUUGCUGUCUAAUUGGUUAAUAAUCGGACUCUACCUGUAGGCAGUCUGGGCUGCCCAAGCUGGAGGCUUCUUGCAGAUCUCUUCUCUAAUAAUCUAUAUAAUACUUAAUGCAUAAUGCAAGAAACACUGUAUUAAUGCAUUAUGUUUACUGUUUAUCGUUUACUAAAUAUUAAUCUUCAUGCUAUCUAUUUAGUGCAUGUUCUUAAUUGGUUUUUGUUUGAGGAAAAAAGAUUUUCUGAAAAUUUGUUUCUUUCAAGUAAUGAUUGUCAACCCUGUGACAAUGUCAAGGGAUUUAAACCAUUUUAAUAAUGGUUUAAAAUUAAAACUUAAUGCUAGACAAAAGUUUUUUACACUUAAUAUUUUAUGAAGUAUCUUUAUUUAUGAUAAUUUUGACUAAUUUUAAGAACUAUGGUGAUGGGAAUGCUCUAUACAACAUGUAAACAUAUUUAGAAAAUUAGUAACUUGUAUGUAAAUAUUAAUCAUUUCGUGCUUCUUCAUUUUUUUAUGGAAAAUUGUUUCUGACGAUUUAUAGAUGUCUGUUAUUUGAUAAUGGUUCAAAAUCAAAACUCAAAUACAACUUUAAUCAAUUUUAAAGGCUAGACAAAAACGCUCUGGAUUCAACGAAAAAUUUAAAUUAACUUGCACUUACGAUGAGUUUUAUUAAUAUAAAGCUUUUAAUGUUGAUGGGAAUGUUUUAAAUUGUAUACCUAUUUGAAUACUGUACAGGAAUAUAUAUUUUCAGAAAUUAGGAGUUGGGAUGGAGGGGGAGAAACCCUGAAUUUGGAUUAAUUUGGAUUGUUUGUUUGCAAUCGGGUAGUGAUGUAGGCAUUGGUCUAGCCCUCGCCAUGUUGGUACACAAUAGACUUGGUCAUUUAUCAACUUUUAAUUAAUUUCCGGCCCUUGGCGGUGUUUGGUGCUUGGCGGUGUUUGGUGCUUGGCGGUGUUUGGUGCUUGGCGGUGUUUGGUGCUUGGCGGUGUUUGGUGCUUGGCGGUGUUUGGUGCUUGGCGGUUUUUUUUCAAGAGGGUUCGACCUGGAUUUCUAUAAAAUGAAGGUUAAUUAUUAUAAUCAUUGUACAUGAGAUGGGUGAGGUGAAUGGAAAACAGUUUCCAAGAAAAUAUAUACUCCUGAAUUUUCGUAUCUUUACAUUCAUUAGAUUUUAUUUAUGUCACAUUUUAUAUUAGUUUUAAGCUAUGGUGGAGGGAAUGCAUUUUUCUUGGACUUUAUUUCUUCGGAAUGAAAUUUAAUACAAUUAUUUUAUUAUUAUAACAUUAGUUUUAAGCUAUGGUGGAGGCAAUACCUUUUUCUUUAUUAACGCAAAUAUCUAUUUAGAACUUCCUUUUUUACUUUAAGAACUUAAAAAAAUAUUUAUAGGGUAAAGUGCACACAUUUAUAAUAAUUUUCAGCUUACAUAUUUGUUGACAUAAUACAAAAACCUUUUUUAAACCUUCAAUUUUGGGAUUUCUACAAGGUUUUCUCAAAGAUUGCCAUGUGCGCCAACAUAAUUGUUUUUAAAGUAAUAAACUGUGCGCAUAUACAAUCAAAUAUAUCUAUGGAACCUAAACAAAAUUAUUAAAACAAAAUUUUAGACAACUUCAAUUUGAGACAUUUUUUUUAAUUAAUAAAGGACAUCAAAUGCAAUAUUACAUGUGCGGACUUAUCUCUACUUGCUAUAUUUUUUUAAUUAUUGUUGGAAUUUUAUAUAUUUCUAUUUUUGAUAUUUAACUUUCUACUCAUCUACAUUCACUUGUACAUAAACUGGAUUACAUGCCAGUUUCAUGAUAUAGAAAUAAAUUUUGACAAGGA
Messenger RNA from Eurytemora carolleeae, 4274 nucleotides. RefSeq lists its product as uncharacterized. Lineage: Eukaryota; Metazoa; Arthropoda; Copepoda; Calanoida; Temoridae. The record is from RefSeq and is a predicted model, not a curated record.